Messenger RNA from Lonchura striata (white-rumped munia), 4085 nucleotides. It is a transcript of the gene NVL, whose product is annotated as nuclear VCP like. The record is from RefSeq and is a predicted model, not a curated record. Lineage: Eukaryota; Metazoa; Chordata; Aves; Passeriformes; Estrildidae. Gene Ontology annotation, biological process: ribosome biogenesis. Gene Ontology annotation, molecular function: RNA binding; ATP binding; preribosome binding. Gene Ontology annotation, cellular component: nucleus.
UGGAGUCCGCGCUCAGGCGGGGUGGCGGCCAUGCGGUGCCGGCCCGGCCGCGUCUCCGAUCCCCGGCUGAAGCAGCGCAUCAAGCAGUAUCUUGCAAGUAGUAAAUGUGGGGAGUAUGUUGACAUUGGAAUUCUAGCAUCUGAUUUGCAGAAAACCUACAGUGUAGAUUAUGGACGAAGAAAAAGAAAUGCCUUUAGGAUACAAGUUGCAAAAGUGUUUGAAAUAAUCAGUAAUGAGAAAGAACGUGAAGAUUUGGCAGUUUUAGAAUCUGAACAUGUGGCAAAAAGAGCAAGACAACAAGAAAAAAAUGACACUACUGGAAGUGGCACAGAUGACUCUGACUAUGAUGAUUAUCCAGAAGAUCUAUCUGCAAAUCACAUGAACAGUUCCCUGCUGAGCUUAUACAAGAAGGGAAAUCCUGAUUCUGUUCCAUCCACUCCAAAAAAUGACCCAGUGGAGACCUCUCCUCGUGUGAGAACAGCACCUCACACGAGCAGCCUCGCACCAGAAUCCAGAGGUGAAAGACGAAUCUCUGAUGGUGGCUGGUACAUUGAUAAAACUCCUGAUGGGAAAGACUUCUUCAUUGACCUUUCUGAGGAUGGAGAAGGAGAGGAGAAGAAAGAGAUUUCUGAGAAACCAACAGAAUUUUCUGUCUUGGAAAGUGAAAGAAAGAAGACAAAGGGCAGGAGAGCAAAAAGGAAAAAAGGAGAAUUUCCAGAUGUAGAUAGAGAAAUUGAAUCCAUGUUACUUAAGAAAGUGAGAAAUAAGGGGUCAGAGCUUUACCACCCUUCAGUGAAGUUUGAGGAUGUAGGAGGCAAUGAUGAAACAUUAAAGGAAAUAUGCAAGAUGCUCCUUCACAUCCGUCAUCCUGAGGUCUACACCCACUUAGGAGUGGUUCCACCUCGGGGCUUUCUUUUGCAUGGGCCACCAGGAUGUGGGAAGACACUGCUGGCACAGGCAAUUGCUGGGGAGCUGGAGCUCCCAAUGCUGAAGGUGGCAGCAACAGAGAUUGUGUCUGGAGUGUCAGGGGAAUCUGAGCAGAAACUGAGAGAACUGUUCGAGCAGGCUGUGUCCAGUGCUCCCUGUGUCCUUUUCAUUGACGAGAUCGAUGCGAUCACCCCAAAGAGAGAAGUCGCAUCCAAGGACAUGGAGCGGAGGAUUGUAGCUCAGUUCCUCACUUGUAUGGAUGACCUGAAUAAUGUGGCUGCCACUACCCAGGUCCUUGUUAUUGGAGCGACAAACAGACCUGACUCCCUGGACCCUGCACUGAGGAGAGCUGGGAGAUUUGACAGAGAAAUUUGUUUAGGGAUCCCAGAUGAAGGGGCAAGAGAGAAAAUUCUUCAGACUUUGUGUCGCAAACUGAAGCUCCCGGAGUCGUUUGAGUUCCGUCAUUUGGCACGGCUGACUCCGGGCUAUGUGGGGGCUGAUCUGAUGGCCCUGUGCCGUGAGGCAGCCAUGGGCACAGUCAACAGGGUCCUGAUAACAUCUGGGGAGCACCACACACCUGGGGGGAGCACAGCUGAAGGAAGCCCAGGGGUAGGAGCAGACAUCCUGGAGGAAGAGGGCACCAACCAACCACAACUUCCACCUAAGUAUCUUGCAAGUAGUAAAUGUGGGGAGUAUGUUGACAUUGGAAUUCUAGCAUCUGAUUUGCAGAAAACCUACAGUGUAGAUUAUGGACGAAGAAAAAGAAAUGCCUUUAGGAUACAAGUUGCAAAAGUGUUUGAAAUAAUCAGUAAUGAGAAAGAACGUGAAGAUUUGGCAGUUUUAGAAUCUGAACAUGUGGCAAAAAGAGCAAGACAACAAGAAAAAAAUGACACUACUGGAAGUGGCACAGAUGACUCUGACUAUGAUGAUUAUCCAGAAGAUCUAUCUGCAAAUCACAUGAACAGUUCCCUGCUGAGCUUAUACAAGAAGGGAAAUCCUGAUUCUGUUCCAUCCACUCCAAAAAAUGACCCAGUGGAGACCUCUCCUCGUGUGAGAACAGCACCUCACACGAGCAGCCUCGCACCAGAAUCCAGAGGUGAAAGACGAAUCUCUGAUGGUGGCUGGUACAUUGAUAAAACUCCUGAUGGGAAAGACUUCUUCAUUGACCUUUCUGAGGAUGGAGAAGGAGAGGAGAAGAAAGAGAUUUCUGAGAAACCAACAGAAUUUUCUGUCUUGGAAAGUGAAAGAAAGAAGACAAAGGGCAGGAGAGCAAAAAGGAAAAAAGGAGAAUUUCCAGAUGUAGAUAGAGAAAUUGAAUCCAUGUUACUUAAGAAAGUGAGAAAUAAGGGGUCAGAGCUUUACCACCCUUCAGUGAAGUUUGAGGAUGUAGGAGGCAAUGAUGAAACAUUAAAGUCCAGUGCUCCCUGUGUCCUUUUCAUUGACGAGAUCGAUGCGAUCACCCCAAAGAGAGAAGUCGCAUCCAAGGACAUGGAGCGGAGGAUUGUAGCUCAGUUCCUCACUUGUAUGGAUGACCUGAAUAAUGUGGCUGCCACUACCCAGGUCCUUGUUAUUGGAGCGACAAACAGACCUGACUCCCUGGACCCUGCACUGAGGAGAGCUGGGAGAUUUGACAGAGAAAUUUGUUUAGGGAUCCCAGAUGAAGGGGCAAGAGAGAAAAUUCUUCAGACUUUGUGUCGCAAACUGAAGCUCCCGGAGUCGUUUGAGUUCCGUCAUUUGGCACGGCUGACUCCGGGCUAUGUGGGGGCUGAUCUGAUGGCCCUGUGCCGUGAGGCAGCCAUGGGCACAGUCAACAGGGUCCUGAUAACAUCUGGGGAGCACCACACACCUGGGGGGAGCACAGCUGAAGGAAGCCCAGGGGUAGGAGCAGACAUCCUGGAGGAAGAGGGCACCAACCAACCACAACUUCCACCUAAGGAUGAAUUGCAGAGACUUUUGGAUUUGCUGAAGGAGCAAGCCCCCUUGCCUGAGGAGCAGCUGCAGAAGCUGUGCAUUGAGAUGAAUGAUUUUAUUGUUGCACUGUCAUCAGUGCAGCCCUCUGCCAAGAGAGAAGGCUUUGUCACAAUCCCUGAUGUGACAUGGGCAGACAUCGGAGCCCUGGAAGAUGUUCGGGAGGAGCUGACUAUGGCAAUAUUGGCACCUGUGCGAAACCCGGAGCAGUUUAAAGCUCUGGGCCUGACUACUCCAGCUGGUGUCCUGCUUGCAGGGCCUCCAGGGUGUGGCAAAACACUGUUAGCUAAGGCCGUGGCAAACGAGUCUGGACUGAACUUCAUAUCUGUGAAAGGUCCUGAGCUGCUAAAUAUGUAUGUGGGUGAAAGUGAGCGUGCUGUCCGUCAGGUGUUCCAGCGUGCCAGGAAUUCUGCCCCCUGUGUUAUAUUCUUCGAUGAAGUUGAUGCUUUGUGCCCUCGGAGGUCUGACCGUGAAUCAGGAGCCAGUGUGCGGGUAGUGAACCAGCUCCUCACCGAGAUGGAUGGGCUGGAGAAUCGGCAGCAGGUUUUCAUUAUGGCUGCCACAAACAGGCCAGAUAUAAUUGACCCAGCUAUCCUGCGUCCUGGUAGGCUGGAUAAAACACUCUAUGUGGGUUUGCCACCACCUGAAGAUCGACUUGCUAUUUUAAAGACCAUCACCAAAGAUGGCACCCGGCCUCCCCUAGAUAGUGAUGUGAGCCUGGAGGAAAUUGCUUACAGUCAGCACUGUGAUUGCUACACAGGGGCAGACCUUUCAGCUCUCGUGCGUGAAGCUUCCAUUUGUGCCUUGAGACAGGAAAUGGCCCUGCAGAAUACUCAAAGCAAGAAGGGAGAAAUCAAGAUUUCUCAUAAACACUUUGAAGAAGCUUUCAGGAAAGUGAAGUCUUCAGUGUCCAAACAGGAUCAAAUAAUGUAUGAAGAACUGCAUCGGUCGCUGUGCAGGUGAUACAUUUGGACAAUUCCCAAAAGAGACUCACUCUGCACUGAUGAAGAUUUUUGUAGUUCUGUGCCUGUUUUCAAGAUGCAGGCUGGAAAGAAGCUGUACUAAAUCCAUCCCUCAACUUUUUAUACUGCACCUAUAAAAAAGGUAAUCAUAACCUACUGCUCUAAAGCACCCUUAAAUUAACUGUUUCCAGAAUAAAAGAUACAAUACAUGCUUCCUUUUUAUAACCA